AUGAAGUACAUUAUUGAGCAUAUGGAAGAAGGCUUUAGCGAAUGGGUUAUUCUAGAGUACAGCCAAAUUCUACGUGAUAUAGGAGCUUCUAAUUUAAUAUUAUCUUCCUUACCAAAGAAUACUACUGCAAGGGAUAUUCCACAGAGGUUAUUGGAUUUAGGACUACAAUGGACUACUGAAGAUUUAGUAAACUUACAAAAAUCAUUUCCUGAAUUAGAACCAUUAAAGGAUGGUAGGGUCUGCCUUUUAGAUCCAAACGCUACCAUUGAUCUAUUGCCUGAAGAUGCUAAUAAGUUUGAUUAUUUUGUUUUUGGUGGUAUUUUGGGUGACCAUCCUCCAAGAGAUCGUACCAAAGAAUUACAAAUGGCUUACCCUAAAUUAGUUGUCGGUAGAAGACUUGGUGAUAAACAAAUGACUACAGACACUGCAAUUAGAACUACACAGAUUAUAAUUCAAAAACAAACGAAAUUUGAAGAUAUAAAAUUUAUUGAUUAUCCAGAAUUUAGAUUUUCUAAAAAAGAAGCUACUGAAAUGCCUUUUAGGUACGUACUUGAUUCCAACGGUAAACCAAUUCUACCUGAAGGAAUGCUAGAAUUGAUUAAGCACGACUCUGAACAAUCUCUGGAUGAUUUGUUAGCGUAA
This is a messenger RNA of Henningerozyma blattae CBS 6284, 642 nucleotides long. It is a transcript of the gene SFM1, whose product is annotated as protein-arginine N-methyltransferase SFM1. The record is from RefSeq and is a predicted model, not a curated record. The coding region runs from base 1 to 642 and encodes 213 amino acids. Gene Ontology annotation, biological process: peptidyl-arginine methylation. The transcript has a single exon. Gene Ontology annotation, molecular function: protein-arginine omega-N monomethyltransferase activity. NCBI's taxonomy places the organism in Eukaryota, Fungi, Ascomycota, Saccharomycetes, Saccharomycetales, Saccharomycetaceae.